AUGGAGAAUUCUAAAGAAAACAAGUUUGUAUGCAACUUUUGCCACAAAAUCUUCACAUGUGGGAAGUCCUUGGGAGGUCAUAUAAGAAUUCACAAGAAUGAGAAAGCACCACGAGUUGCAGAGAAACAAAAGGAAAGAACAAGCAUCGUGAAGCUUCAAGUUCCAAUAGAGAGGAGGAGAAGCAAGAGAGAUUUAGAAUCUGAGGUUGCCAAUGGGAAUUCAGGCUACGGAUUGAGAGAGAACCCCAAAAUAACACGGAGGUUUGCUGAUUCGGUAUUCACUUCAAGGAAGGAGAAGUUUUGCAGAGAAUGUGGCGAAGGGUUUCAGUCCUCAGAAGCUUUGUGUUACCACUUGGAUUGUCACUCUGAAAACAAGAGGGAUAACAAAAGGCUUGAAUACGAUUACAGGAUCAUUCAUCAGAAACGGGAUCUUAUAGGAAAUCAAUCCGACGAAAGAGUACAAGAAGCGGCAAUGAGCUUAAUGAUGAUGUCUAAAGCUUUGAGAUUUUCAGGAUUGGAAGGUCUGAAUUCAGUUUCGGAAUCCUCUGAUAGCAAAUCAUCAUCUCGCCAUUUUAGAGAAAGUGACACAUCUACCUCCAACUCUAAUGGGAGAUUAGAAAUGAAGACACAUUCUGAAUACGGCGGCGAGAAUUCCAACUCUGGAAAUUUCAGAAAAGAACUCUGCAAGAAGGUUAAAUUGAAAGUGUCUAUUAAUGGACCUUUUAUGGAUGACGAAUAUAAGAUACCGGAUGUCAAAUUUGGAGUCAGGAUAGGAAGAUCAAGUGCAGAUAUUCUAAAGAAUUCGAUGAAGACUCAAAAGAGUUAUGAUAAAGUGCCUGCAGCUUCUUACAAGUACGAGCUAAGAAAGAGGUUGAGAAAUGAUUUAUAUAGCCCUGAUCUCUGGGAGGGUUCCAGCAGGAAGAUAAGUAAUGACUAUUCAAUCCAUAGCGGGAUAGUUCGUACACAACAUCACAGAGAAAGCCAAACAAGAAUGAGCAAUGGCUACGAGUGGACGCAUCAAUCAGGUGAAAACAGUGUAAAUAUCACUACCAAUUCCAUCUCCAUACCGGCUAGGGAGAUAAUCGAGUCAAGCAGUGGCAAAAACAAGAGUCAACAGGACACUUCUGGAAAUGAAGAGAAGAAAUUAGGGCCCAAAAGGAAACAUAAGUGCCCAAUUUGUUCCAAAGCUUUCAAAUCAGGCCAGGCUUUGGGUGGUCAUAAGAGGUCCCAUGUGGUCGGAAGUUUAGAAGAUGCAUCUAUUGUGACAAGGCAAGAGUCAAAUGGGGUCACUGGUCUAAUUGAUCUUAAUGUUCCUGCUCCUAUGGAAGAAGAGGAAAGUGGGAGAUGGGGUUAA
This is a messenger RNA of Cucurbita pepo subsp. pepo (vegetable marrow), 1353 nucleotides long. RefSeq lists its product as uncharacterized. NCBI's taxonomy places the organism in Eukaryota, Viridiplantae, Streptophyta, Magnoliopsida, Cucurbitales, Cucurbitaceae. The record is from RefSeq and is a predicted model, not a curated record.